GCCAAAAUCAAUACCAAAACCAAAACCAAAACCAAAGAGAAUACUAACUUGUGGUCUCUCUCUCUCUCUCUCUCUCUCACUUCUGGGGGUGUUGUCGUUCUUGUAAGUUGUAAUAGUCAUAGAAGAGAAAAGUUACAGAACGAAUAAAAAGAGCAGAAGGGUACCUAUUUCUCUUUGCAUUCCUUUGCAGUGAGUGUGUUUUAUCAGCUCCGUAGCUCUGCUUAGAGUGAGAAAGUUAGAGAGAGAGAGAUAGAGAGAUAAGAGUUCGGGACUGUGCUUGAGAGAAAUGCAACAGCACCUGAUGCAGAUGCAGCCCAUGAUGGCACCUUAUUACCCAAACAACGUCACAACUGAUCACAUUCAACAGUAUCUGGAUGAGAACAAGUCACUAAUUUUGAAGAUUGUUGAGAGCCAAAAUUCGGGAAAAAUGAGCGAGUGUGCAGAGAACCAGGCAAGGCUACAGCGAAACCUUAUGUACCUGGCAGCAAUUGCAGAUUCUCAACCCCAACCCCCAACCAUGCAUGGUCAGUUUCCUCCAAGUGGCAUUAUGCAGCCAGGAGCGCACUACAUGCAGCACCAACAGGCUCAACAGAUGACACCACAAUCGCUCAUGGCUGCACGCUCCUCCAUGUUGUACAGCCAGCAGCCAUAUUCAGCACUGCAACAGCAGCAAGCUUUACACAGCCAGCUUGGCAUGAAUUCUAGUGGAAGUUCAGGGCUUCACAUGCUGCAAAGUGAUGCUAGUCAUGCAGGAGGCAGUGGGACACUUGGGGUUGGUGGCUUUGCUGAUUUUGGUCGUGGCUCCACUGGAGAAGGCUUGCAGAGUGGUAGGGGGAUGGCCGGUGGGAGCAAGCAAGAUAUUGGGAGUGCUGGGUCUGCUGAAGGGCGAGGCGGAAGCUCCACAAGCCAUGAUGGGGGUGAGACACUUUACUUAAAAGCUGCUGAUGAUGGGAAUUGAGAGGUAAGAAUGAAGAACAAAGUAUUGGUUAGCAUCUGAACCUAGUAGACAUAGGUGAGAAAUAUGAACUUAGGGGGGCAAAGAGGAACUUGCUGCUUAAUGUACUUUUGUCAUCUUAUCUGACACCUCUGCAAUGAUGUUCUUUUUAAGUAGUGACAAUGCAUCCUAUGGUAGUGUAUCAUGUAAAUUUGUAGGUCAUAAUGUGAUGUGUCUUAAUGUUGGUCACUUUAUUAAGUUUAUUUAUGCUUUUCAUUAGUUAUGGAUGA
Quercus robur (English oak) is the source of this 1224-nucleotide messenger RNA. RefSeq names its product GRF1-interacting factor 1. The coding region runs from base 287 to 958 and encodes 223 amino acids. Gene Ontology annotation, molecular function: transcription coactivator activity. NCBI's taxonomy places the organism in Eukaryota, Viridiplantae, Streptophyta, Magnoliopsida, Fagales, Fagaceae. Gene Ontology annotation, cellular component: nucleus. The record is from RefSeq and is a predicted model, not a curated record. Gene Ontology annotation, biological process: positive regulation of transcription by RNA polymerase II; cell population proliferation; leaf development. The transcript has 4 exons.